Fimicolochytrium jonesii is the source of this 1777-nucleotide messenger RNA. RefSeq lists its product as uncharacterized. Lineage: Eukaryota; Fungi; Chytridiomycota; Chytridiomycetes; Spizellomycetales; Powellomycetaceae. The coding region runs from base 213 to 1520 and encodes 435 amino acids. The record is from RefSeq and is a predicted model, not a curated record. The transcript has a single exon.
CGCCCCCUUAACAAACCCAUUGAUUCCCAUUGCACUCCUUCCCCUCAGCACCUCAUAUUGCAACUGCUGCCACUCCCUCCAGGAAGAGCCUCCGACGGUCCAUAGUGUACGUCGAGUCAACAGGCUCAAGCCCCGCUCGCUGAUCAAGUUCCGCCUGCUCGCGUCGCCCAUCGCCGCCCACGUCACCACCAAAACACACACAAAUCUCAACAAUGAAACAUCCACUUCUCGCCGCCCUCCCCUUCCUAUUCACCACCCCAUCCGCCCUCGCCCAAAUCGACACACCCCUCGGCCCCUUCCACCUCACCACCCUCGGCGCAACGCUCCUCAACCGCUUCGUCCCCGAGCUAUGGACCGACCUGGGCCUGUUUCGGCACACGGUCAAGAAUGUCGGGCAGAGGGCGUGUGUUCGUCUCACCGAUGGAGACGACGCAGGGAAGGCGUUUGGGGCCGCAUAUCCCGUGAAUGUAGAAGACAUCGCCAUGGACCGGGUGGGAAAGAUCGCAUUCAUGGGCUCCGACCCCGUCCGCCGGAAAGCUGACGGGUCGCGCGGGUGGAUGCCCGGUAGUGGGUUUCUGGACGCGGAGUUUGGGAGUAGCGCCGAGGGGGCUGUUUGGGCGUACCAUUACGGGAAAAGUGAGGGUGGGAUGACAAAGCUGGAGAUCGAGCCCCCGUUGCCGAGUUUCCACCCGCAUGGGAUGGCGAGUCUGAGACUGGAGAACGGGACCGUGCGGCUCUUUGUGGUGAAUCAUAGGGCGGAGGUGCCGUAUAACAAGACGGCGCUGUACUCGGUCGUCGAAGUGCUCGAUUAUACCCCCACCACCUCCUCUUUGGAUGAACCACAAGAACGACACACGAAACUCAACCACAUCACAACCAUCCAACACCCCCACAUCUACACCCCAAACAACCUCUCCCCCAUCUCCCCGACCGCCUUCUACGUCUCGAACGACCACGCCGCCCGCUCCGGCACCCUCCGCACCCUCGAGGAGUUCGCGCAGUACCCCUCCGCGUGGCUCACCUACUGCGACUUCACCCGGUCCGUGGACUGUUCGGUGGCGUACACGGGUCUACGCAGCGCCAACGGGGUCGCAACGGACGGGAAGGGGCUGGUGCUGGUGUCGGAGGUCAGCGGGGGGGACGUGCUCGCGUUCCGGCACCACCCGUCCACAGAUAGCCACACACCCCCGCAUCUCGAACUCACCACCCGAUACAACCUCGACUACGUCCCCGACAACAUCGGAUACGACCCCGUCACGGACACAUUCACCCCCGUCGGACACCCCCGCGCGCUCGCGUUCCUCGCCUUUGCGGAGGGCCACGCACCCACCGCCCCGUCGUGGGCGGACGCCAUCACCGCGGAUGGGAGCAUUAGCAGGGUGUGGAGCGAUGACGGCGGGGUGGUGGCGGGGUCGACGGUGUUUGAGGUCGAUGUGGAGGAGGAUGUGGCGUUCGUGAGCGGGGUGUAUGAUCAGCGCGGGGUGGUUAGGUGUCGCGUGCCGGAGGGGUUUGGGCGGUGAUGCGGGGGGUUCUGAAUUCAGCUUGAUGUAGAUUUGGUGUAGGAUAGGACUGUUUUUGAGAAUCGUAGGAUAGCGGUUGGGGGCGGAGAUGGAACACAUGGAUGUUUCGUAGACGAGAAACGUGCUGUAAAUGUACAAUCUUGCGUCAUUUAUACGCGAGUCCCAUCGCGAGAAAACGAGAAAUGAUGUGACAACCGCAACCUCGGGACAAUACUCCACCGGACAGAGGCUUAUGCGUCCCGUUCCAUCUAAGAGCG